AUGUCAGAUAUCUUAACAUCUUAUUCAUCAUAUACAAUUGAUAAUCGGAAUGAUAAUGAUAGUUUUGAAGAGUUUUUAACAAAACUUACUCGAUUUGGUAUUGAUCAAUGUUUACAUUUGGCACAUUUAAUUGUUAACAAACAACGAUUAUUUCAAAAUUAUUCUACACUUGAUCAUAAAUAUAAAAUCUCUCAAGAUAAACAAAUUGAUUUGAAUGAUCUUUUAUUGGAAAUACAAACAUUACAAAAUGAAUUUUAUAAUGUAUUAUUAACUAUAUCAUCAUCAAAUGAUGAGAAAAAGCAACUAUUAUUUAUUAAAUUACAAAAUUAUCUAUCAAAUUUUGUUGAAAUUAAUUUAAGUUUUAAAUCAUAUGAAAUUUCUACUAAAGAAAUUCAUUCGAAUGACUCAAAACAAUCAAUAAAUACAUUUGAAUUAUUAACAAAAAAAUUUGAUGAAACUUUAUCAACAAUAUCUUGCUUAUCUAAAAAACCAUCAAUAAUAUUAUCAUCUUCAUUUUUUUCAGUUGAUGAUAUUAAUAAUAAUAUUGAUAUAGGAAAAAAUUGGAAAUUUGCAAAUAUAAUUCAUACACGUUUUCAAAUGUCUUUAAUUGCAUCCGAUUCACAUAUAAUCAUAUGCUAUAAUAAUCGUAAUGAUUUUCUUCAUUUUCUUCAUAUUAAUGGACAAUUUCAAGGAAAUAUUAAAUGGAAAUAUGAACUUAUUAUUGAUAUUCAUUGGUGUUCAUUUAUGAACCGAUACAUAGCUGUAACACAUAAUUCGAUUUAUAGUAUUGAAUAUAAUAAAUCAAAAUUAUCACCAUCAAAUUCAAUAAUUGUUGAAAAAGUUCUUGAAUUAGAAAAAUGUAAUUCUGCUCGAAUUACUUGUAAUGAAAAUAAGAUUUUACUUUAUACAAAUUAUCAACAAAAAAGUGUAAUUCAAAUUUAUGAUAAUCAAUUCAAAAAUGAAAAAACAUUUAAUAGUUUAAUCAACAAACAAUUACCGAUUAAUAGUCAUUCAUUUUGUUGUACAAAUACAUUAAUUGGUUUAACAGAAAAAGAUGAAAUACUUAUAUCAUAUUUUCCAUAUAUAACUCCAAAAAAAGUUUCCUUACUUCUAUUUGAUAUUGAUACAUUUGAGUUACGUUAUACAAUUGAUUUAAAUGAUUGUUCAAAUAUAUAUACAAUGAAAUGUCUUGAAAAACAUAAUAUAUUCUUUGGUCUUAGUGCUGAAAAAAUUCUAUGGAUUAUUAAAAUUAAUAAUAAUGAAACAAUACAAAUUGCAAAAAAAACUUUCUAUACAAAUCAAACAGAAAUGUGUAUUGUUAACAAUCAAGAUUUAUUAUUGAUAAAUGUUAAUACUGGUUAUGCUAUUCAAUUGAUCAAAUAUCGUAAAAUAAAACAGUAG
This is a messenger RNA of Rotaria sp. Silwood2, 1401 nucleotides long. NCBI's taxonomy places the organism in Eukaryota, Metazoa, Rotifera, Eurotatoria, Philodinida, Philodinidae. The record is from the annotation of a GenBank genome assembly.